Molecule: messenger RNA, 4536 nt
Organism: Chaetomium globosum CBS 148.51
Lineage: Eukaryota; Fungi; Ascomycota; Sordariomycetes; Sordariales; Chaetomiaceae
Exons: 9
Coding region: 1-4536 (1511 amino acids)
Source: RefSeq, a predicted model, not a curated record
AUGGCAUCUGCCCCAGCGCUCGUUUUGCCGAGCCAGCCCGAUGGCGACAAACUGCAGGCGGAGGCGGAGAGGUUAGAUCAACGCCUGAAGGUCCCCAUGCACGCCAAUGCCAGGUUGAAAAUCACCGAUACAAACACACCAGGCGUAUCCGACGGUGAGGCGUCCAACGGGUCCAGAAACAAGCGGCAAGGCGAACCAGCCAAUACCAAGAAACCCACGCAAGCGGAUUCGGGUGCGGCCCCAGGACAUCAACCGGACAUCAAGAACCAGGCCAGUGUGCCGGCGCAGACAUCAUCAUUACAAGGGCAAGAAAUAAUGCGAAACCUUCUCGAUGGCUUUGCUGAGGGCUUCCGGAGGGUCAACUGGGGAGGGGUCCCCUUCUCGCCUCCAGGAAACCGCCAAGGAAUUAUCGGGGUUCCCUUGUCCAAGCCACCCAUUGUUGACAUUGUUGCCGUCUAUAACUUUCGGCAGCUGAGAAAAGACUCGCCGGCCGACACGCAGGGGAACCCACCUACAAACCAGGCGGCUGGCCUGAUCAAGGAGCCAGAAGUGUCUGUAAUAACUGACGCCGCGUCGAUGGUGAAGGCCAAGGAAGUGGAUAGGGGCCAUAGGGCCGGAACAACCCUCGCAGGAGAAACCCACGCUGCCUCGGCAACCAACGACAAGGAACCGGAUAACCUCAAUACUGCAAUGACUGACGUUGGAGACACACGCGCUGCCGAUGGUCAGGAUAUCGUUUCGCCUUCCGGAAAGGGCAACGAGGCAAAGGUUAGCAACUGGCUGUUAGAGAGAACGAUGUCGGUCACAGGUGGAUUGGGUGAUCCGGCAAGAGUUCUGGUCUUUUCCUACGAGUUUGACACGGAAACGAAGGAGCAGUCAGCCACCACCCAGCUUGGAGCCAGAAGCUAUCUCCAAGACACGGCUGAGGCUCUCCUCUUAGAACUGAAAGCGCACCAAAUGCCGGCCAAAGUCCCACUGGUGUUCAUCGCGGCCGGCUUUGGAUGCUUCGUUGUCGAGAAAGUGAUUGCUCUUCUCGGCACCUCAGUACAAAAAGCGGCGCUCUCCUCGAAGGAGACAGAGUUAAAACUCGAGGGUCACUCUGGUCCAGCCAACCAACCUACAACAGCCCAUGCUGCAGAAUCCGCAGAAAACUUGGAAGUUCUGAAAAGGAUUGCCACCAUUAUCUUUCUUGAAGAUCCGAACCAUACGACUGUCCUUAAACAACACCCUGACAAACUGGAAGCCUCCCAGGAGGCCGCCAAAACUAGCACAAAAAUGGAGCAAGAGCAAGCACCGAGGGAUAACCCGCAGAUCCAGGAUCUCACAAAGAAACUAGGGUUCAAUUUUGGCGGGUAUAAAAAGAUAGACCGCGAGAAAGCAGGGGGAGCCAGAUACAUUGCGCUGGAUCCGUCAUCAAUGCCGAAACCCCCUCGCACCUAUCAGGAUAAACCAAUUCCGAAGCUCGGGGGGUUUGACAGCUGGGAUCUCUGGGUACAAUUCAAGAAGACGGUCGAGGAAAAUGAACUCUCAGCGGUUUGCUUCUACCAGACGGCUCCCGUCGAGAACCCGCAAGCCGCCGCCGCCAUCACCUUCAUCAAGCCGGAAACCGAUGGAGGGACAGAGAACGCCCAUUACCUCCAGAUUGUGCGCCAGGUUAAGAAUUCGCUAGUUCUUAAAGCCUCAAGCAACAGGGACUUUCAAGUGACUCUGCGGCAGUGUAUUAUAUCGAAAUACAACCUCGACGUCUGGGAUCACAACCAUCGCUACCCCAUUCACCUCGCAGCUUAUUACGCCAAUGAACCCGCGCUAUCCAUCCUUGUCAAGACCAAACCCAGCAUGCUACUAUUGAAAGACAGGGCCCAGUCAACUCCCCUCCAUCUGCUGAUUCAAACGGCCGUCAGAGCUGGCGAGGGCUGGGAAAUCAGGAAGACGAUCCAUGGGUUGUUGUCUCUGUGGGCGGAGCUCAUGCCCGAACACGACACGGACACUUUACUAGAUUCUGCUCGGAGAUCGCCAUGGAGUUAUAUUCCAACAAAAGAGGGCGAUGGUGACCGACGCCACGGCUGGAUUCGUGAGCUGAAAGAGGGUGCGUACCCCGUGGGGUCGGUAAAGGCGUCUUCGGGAGAGACAAUCGAGAGUGAGGUGAAACUUAGCAGCGUCGAAAAGGAGGCUUGCAAGAAAACAAAAGCCAGCCUGAUACAAUUUUACGUUGAGGAACAGGGCGGAAAACAGGACUUCUGGGCUCGGUAUAGACCCGACGUGUUCCAAGUCAUUUAUGAUCCGGAUCAUGGAAUCGACAAGUUGUUUGACAGAAGGCUCAACGAGGAGUACCGGACAAGGCUGUUGGCGACGUGUAAAUGGAUCCAUUUGCCCGCCAACAAUGAUCUCUUUGGCCGGAGGCUACGGCGUCUCGACAAUUCCACAAGGGACCGGCGGCUUAUAGGACGGGCCCCAUUCGAUCGGCACAUUGCCCCCGGUGCCUACAGAUACCGCCAGCCAUACCUGUCCAAAGGCCAGGGCAAGCUAGCUGGUAGCGAAAAGUCCGUGACGGUCCUGUUUAUGCCGGUUUUUGGGUUUGAAACCUCUGCCAACCGUCAGGAGUUAACCAUGGCAAUCAAGUCGGAAGCAGAAAAGGAGUUAGUAACCAAGCAAACCUCGGGUUCCCCAACAGCAGAGAUCCCCCCUGUCAUCAGCGCGUACCUGAAUAACAGCAAGUUCCCUUUACAUUGCCGCCGGACACUGGAUCAGUUUACCUACCACAUGCUGAAGGACACAGAGAGGCGCGACCAAACCCAGGUCAUGUUCAAACAACAUAGGAGGGAGAUAGCCAAGGACGACGAGAAGGCGAAACAAAAGUCGCCAGUGAUUAUGGUUGACCAACUCUGGCUCUGGGUUUUAGAGGACGAGAAAACCGUCAUUACCAGUCUUCCAGACACCUGGAUUCCGGCUGAGAAGUACAACCUUGUGGAGCACCUGUUGAGUAAAGAACUGAAAGAGCACCCAGGCGACCGGCCACUCGACCGCCCAUUGAUUGGGGCCGAGAAUUCCAUGGACCUUGCUAAUGCCAUUAUCCGAGGCAGUGUGAGCUUCCUCAAACGAGCUGGCCCAAGCAAGACGAGACUGGAGGAAUCUUUUCAGUCAAGCAUCACCAUGAUUGCACACGCACUUACUCCUUUCCAGGCCGAGAGGCAAGCGGAGCAGUUCGAAAGCUUUAAGAAGCUGGUUAAGAAACUGAACAGGGUUGGUUCCGACGAGAACAAAAGAGCCACCCUGACCAAUAAGCUCUUCCAAGUCACCAUCGAGACGAAGCUCCUGAUGGAGAUUAUGGACGUAGAAGACGAGCUCGACACCGUAAAAAGGGUCUUGCUUCAGCAGGGGGAUGCUCUCAAUAGCUUCGCCAAGCUGUUGUUCGCUGAUUAUCAACAGACCCGAGAUAGGCAAGCAAGCCAACGCAUGGGAAGCAAGGUUUGCCCGCGAAGGAUCAGAACAUACCCAACGCCAGAGCAGCGUAUCCCACGACCAUGGCACCAGAGCGCUUACAAGGCCUUCAAGCUUCCGCUCUCUUUUAUGUCUAGCGUUUUUGCCAUCCAGAUCGACGCGUUCCCACAUGACUCGACCAGUGGCGAGGUAAACUGGCCCCUGGGACUGGGCUGGCUCUCCUCUAGUGUAUCUAACCUUUCACCGAAAGUCGGAAUCUCAGCGAUAGUUAUCCUGGUACUGGUGUUCCUCGGCCUGUGCAUCACGCGACAAUGGGGUUCCGUCUUUCGUGUCCGCGCCGCCACCUCGAUGAUAUUCUCCAAGGUGAAUCCGCAAGAGAACUGCGACUCAGACACAGACCCCGAUUCCGAAUCGGACGACCCCAUCAGCACCUCGGGGACCGGCUCCCGCAAGAAAGCCCACAAAGCACCGCCCACCGGCUACGCCCCCCUCUUCAACAAAUGGCCCAUCAUCUCCCGCCUCCCGCUCAUCAGACAGUUAUGGAAACAGAGCCUCUACCAGUACUCGCUACCAAAACGCCUGCCAUUGCCUCCCAAGCCCUCCGAGCAGAUCAAGCCGAGCUACCCAAUCGACCAGUUCCAGCCCCGGAGCGUGGUGGACUACCCGCUGCGGCGGGCGCGUUUGCUCGCAGCGACGCUCAUGAAGGAAGGAAUCGCGUGGAUGAGGAUGAAACUAGCAUCCUUCCGGCGUGGCCAGGAGGAGGACAAGCGAUCGGAUUGGGGCCCUCACGCCGGAGACGCGGCCGCGGUCCGCCGCACCUUCACCUUCCCAGACGGGACACAGCUUUCCUCGCGGUUUGGAAAGCCCCUGGCGCCGCCGCACCCGCUGCAGAAGCCCAAGGGCCAGCACGGCAUCCACUCCCCCGUCCCGGGUUUGGUUGUCCCUGGCAAUGGCGGGUUGCGGGGGGAGGUAGGGAGAGGGGAUCAGCGUGAGGGUUGGGACGGGAUGGGCGGCCGGUUCUUCUCGUCUGGAUGGCCGUUCUGGCGGAGAAGGAGGUCGGGGGAGGCCCAUGAAAAUGCGGACUCCAGCUCGGUAUAA